AUGAAUUUCCUAACUCCGAUUCAAGAAGGUAUAGCGAAAGAACGUCCUGAACUUGUUCCAAGUAAAGUAUGUCAAGAAAAGGCUAAACGAGAGGGUUUAGUAUUCGGAGGUGUCGCCGCAAUUUUAUCAGUAACUUCGAUGAUAUCGGGAUACGUGAUUAGUAGAUCAUCAUUUAAUAAUUGUUUACUUGAUGUUCAAUUAAAACAACAAAGAAAAGAAACGGCAGCAAAGUCGGAAUCAUCACCAGGAGAUGUUGAUUCGGUUUUUUCAGAUAUAACAGCUAAUCAAGAAUUAAAAUUACAAUCUAAAGAAUCUGUAUUUGUGGAUCCAUAUAACACGACUGAGAGCGAUAAUUACAAGAGGAAUGAUCC
This is a messenger RNA of Funneliformis caledonium, 371 nucleotides long. Lineage: Eukaryota; Fungi; Glomeromycota; Glomeromycetes; Glomerales; Glomeraceae. The record is from the annotation of a GenBank genome assembly.